This is a messenger RNA of Melampsora larici-populina 98AG31, 1677 nucleotides long. RefSeq lists its product as uncharacterized. Bases 1 to 1677 code for a protein of 558 amino acids. Lineage: Eukaryota; Fungi; Basidiomycota; Pucciniomycetes; Pucciniales; Melampsoraceae. The transcript is spliced from 2 exons. The record is from RefSeq and is a predicted model, not a curated record.
AUGAUCUUACUUCAAACAUCAAAACAUUCAAUCAAUCAAUUCAAACGAACUCUCACUACACCACAUCAUCUCAUCAAUCGAACUUAUUCAUUCGAAAGUGGAAGAAAUCGAAAACCAAAUACAAGAACUACAACCGAAUCACAAAGUAGUACUAGUACAACAACUUCGAAAAAUGAAAAACCAAAAGCAGAAGAAAAUCCAGAUCAAAAACCCACCAUCAUCAUUGGUCAUGGUCGUCGUCAUCAUCGUCAUCAUCCUAAAUCAAAUAUAAAUACAAAUUCUACAAAUUCUACAAGAACAACAAAUCAUCAUACUAGAUUGAUAAAUCAAAGGAAACUUUUAUUACCUUUUGUACCUUUACCAUUUGAUCAUCUAUCACAUUUAAAACCUAAAGUCUUAUCACUCGAUCGAUUGUUUUCUUUACAAAGACCAUUAUUAGAGAUCGAAUUAUCAGUUUCUGAACGUAGGUCGAUUAGCUUAGAAUCAAGACUUGAAAGUUUAAGCGACUCAAAUCCAGAUGAAUCAGACAUAAUUCUUUCAUCAAACAAUCAACUGGAUCGAGAUCAUAUUACUGUUGGAUCACCUUCUGAUCCUUCUUUUAAAUCUCCUCAAAGCGCUCAUGGACAUCAUUUGACUGAUUACGGAGUAGAUGAAGGAUUCGAAGACGAUCUUUGGGGUGCAGUAGAUGGUUAUGCUCCUUAUUUGAUUACUGAACCGGAUGGAAUAGAUCCAGAUUGGUCAGGUGAACUUAAACAUUAUCUUGCGACUUCUUCUGCUUUUGUUCCACCACCUGUUCCUGCAGUAAACCUUUUGGAUAAAGUUGAUCAUUCGAGUAUUGAAAAACUGGAUGAUUUAAAGCUUACGGAAGAAGAACAAAGGAUUGAAGAAGGUAGAUUACAAGAUAUUCGGUUCCUUGCACCUUAUGGAACUUCCAUGACCGAUCCUACUCCUACUCCGACCGAUUCCAAUGACUUUAAUGUGGUAUUAGAAGAAGAUCUUCAAAGCUGUUCUUCAAGAGUCGAGAGUGGAAAAUUACCCGAAAUCUCACAAGACCCACACUCACUCAUGCUCCAAGCAGCACGAUUCUUACAUUCAGGCUUAACAUUGAUCCGAUGGCCCAGUGUAGUGGAAUGGGAAACGAUCGGACAUCAACUAAGAACAGCCGAAAAGAAAUUCAAUUCAUCUGAUGAUCAACUUAUUGGCAAAGAAGAAGAAAUCGAAAAGAUAAAAGCAGUUAGAGGUGAUGAGGUGUCAAAGCAUCAUAAACGGUCGAAUCGAUGGUUAAAACUUACGAUUGAAACUGAUACGAAAGCUUCAGAAAAGGUGAUAAAACUUGAUGUAGAACAAAUCAAUCGGAUCAUCUCAUACAGUGAAAGCUUAAUCGAAGAGUUCAAUCAAAAAUCUAAAACUAAAACUAAAGUUGAACAUGAUUUGGUGUCUGAUAAAGAUUUGAUGAAAAGGUUUGAAAGACUUGGAGAGUUUUUGGUGAGAAAACAUCAUCAAAGAAACCAAGAUGGUCUUGCUGAAGUUAAAUUCUCGAUUAGUCAACUUGAUCAAUCUUCUCAACUUGGUGGGUUAAAGCAAAUUGAUAAGGAAGAAGAAUGUAAUGAGAUUAUUAGAAUGGAUAGUGUUCAAAGAAAAAGGAAAAGGAAAAUGAAAGUACACAAUUUUGGAUGA